UGCCCCGACAUAAUACAAAAACGACAUGUUACCUCUGACGGUGUACCAUGCUUCUUAUCUUGAAGUAACAAUCUUUUCUUUUUCUGCAUACCACACACCCUUGGACUUCGUUAUCCAUGACCCAUUUGAGAAUCCCAUGCUCCCCUAACUACGUUUCACCUUCGGUGGUAAAAUUUUGUCCAUCUACAAAACCUCACCUUGGCUGCACCAAAACAAAUCUCGCACAAACAUUCACCAAACCUUCUUCUUUGCAUUGCCUCCCAAGCAGCAUGAGUUCUCUCACCGGACUUGCUUCACUUGAAGCUGUGCUCUUUGAUGUUGAUGGAACACUCUGUGACUCUGAUCCACUCCACUACGAAGCUUUGCGUGAAAUGCUCCUAAAGAUUGGUUUUAACGGAGGUGUUCCCAUAACGGAGGAAUUUUUUGUUGAAAAAUUUUCUGGCAAGAACAACGUUGAUACUGCCUUAGUUGCCUUUCCCGAUGAUCUGGAACAAGGUUUGAAGUUUGUAGAAGAAAAGGAAGCCAUGUUCCAGAGAUUGGCGAGAGAGCAACUGAAGCCUGUGAAAGGCCUUGAUAAAAUGAGAACAUGGGUUGAAAAGCGUGGUCUGAAGAGAGCUGCAGUUACGAAUUCUCCAAGAGUAAAUGCAGAACUCAUGAUCUCAAAACUUGGUCUCUCGGACUUCUUUGAUGUUCUUAUCAUUGGUGAUGAAUGUGAACGUGGUAAACCUCAUCCGGAUCCCUACUUGAAAGCUCUUGAAGUUCUGAAGGCAUCGAAGGAUCAUGCAUUUGUAUUUGAGGAUUCUUUUUCAGGGAUUACGGCUGGAGUGGCAGCUGGGAUGCCUGUUAUUGGGAUAGCUUCACGAAACCCAGAGGAUUUACUCAUGAAAGCAAAGCCUGCCUUUCUGAUAAAGGAUUAUGAGGAUCCAAAAUUGUGGGCAGCUUUAGAAGAACUUGACAAGCCUGGUGCCGACAAGUUGGAAAUUCUAGAUAAAAACAUUUAGCAAGGUUAUAUUUAUCAUGUCAGAAAAAGUAAAAGACAAUGAUCAUUUGUAUGUGACAAUAAAUAGUUGUUUCUCCAUGUAUCGGUUA
Molecule: messenger RNA, 1089 nt
Organism: Vigna umbellata (rice bean)
Lineage: Eukaryota; Viridiplantae; Streptophyta; Magnoliopsida; Fabales; Fabaceae
Source: RefSeq, a predicted model, not a curated record